Zasmidium cellare ATCC 36951 is the source of this 1311-nucleotide messenger RNA. RefSeq lists its product as uncharacterized. The coding region runs from base 1 to 1311 and encodes 436 amino acids. The record is from RefSeq and is a predicted model, not a curated record. Lineage: Eukaryota; Fungi; Ascomycota; Dothideomycetes; Mycosphaerellales; Mycosphaerellaceae. The transcript has 4 exons.
AUGAGCAAACAACCGAAAGAAGAAGGAGACCUGUACACAGUCAUCGACUCUAUUAGCACUAUCGAGUGCGGAAAAGAAGCGGCUCAGCACUUCUACUUCGACGAUGGCUGGAGAAAUUUGAAUCAUGGCUCGUACGGAACAUUGCCUCGAGAAGUUGGAGCCGUUGCACGAUACUUCCACGAACAAAGCGAACGAAGACCGGACUGGUUUAUUCGCUACGAGUCUCGUCUUCGCAACGACGAAGCCCGCGCUGCAAUUGCUCAGUUGAUCAACGCACCUGUGGACAGCGUCGUAUUUGUCCCAAACGCAACGACAGAGUUAACACUAUUCCUCAUUUAUCAACCAGGCGACGUCAUUAUCCACUUCUCCAGUGUGUUCGACAGUUGCCACAAGACCAUCGAGUAUCUCGUCGAGACUACGCCCGUUCAGGCGCACGGCAUUCGCUGCGACUACCCCAUCACUGAUGCCGACCUCGUUGCACGAUUCGAAGAAGCGAUCCAAUCCAUUCGUGCUUCUGGCAAAAGUCCUAAACUCGCCAUAUUCGACACUGUCGUCUCCCUGCCGGGCGUACGUGUGCCCUUCGAGAUUCUUACUGGCCUUUGCCGGCGACAUGGCAUCUUUAGCGUCCUCGACGCUGCCCACAGCGUUGGCCAUAUCUCCCUUGAUCUUACGACUCUUGAUCCAGACUUCUUCGUCUUGAACUGCCACAAGUGGCUCUUCGCUCGCCGUGGCUGUGCCGUUAUGUACGUGGCGGCACGCAACCAUCCUCUUAUGCGUUCCAGCCUGCCCACCAGCAACGGUUUCGUGCCGCAAACAUCCAAAAUCGCCAAACCAACCACGGGCUCCGCCAAUGCCAACUUCAUCACACUGUUCGAGUUCGUUGGCACCAUCGACAAGUCCCCGUAUCUCGCAGUACCUGCCGCGUUGAAAUGGCGGAGCAAAGUCGUCUUUAAACACCUCAAAGGCGAAGACGCAGUCCGCGCAUACUGCUUCUCACUCGCCCGAGAGGGCGGUGACCGCGUUGCUAGCAUUCUCGAUACCGAAGUUUUGGACAACGAACAGGGUACGCUAAGGCAGUGCGCGUUCGCCAACUCGCGCAGUAAGCUUCACGAACCCCUUUUUUUCAGACCUCUGACGCUGGUGCGGGAGUACAAUACGUUCAUGCCGAUAUUCAUGUAUGUAGGCGAGAUGUGGGUGCGACUGAGCGCGCAGAUCUACCUCACCAUAGAGGAUUUCGAGUGGGCCGGAAGAGCGCUUCGGGAAGUCAGUGAGAGGCAUACGAUUCGACCAUGGCACCCAAGCAAGUCGUGA